Messenger RNA from Epinephelus fuscoguttatus (brown-marbled grouper), 3300 nucleotides. It is a transcript of the gene fzd2, whose product is annotated as frizzled class receptor 2. Gene Ontology annotation, biological process: non-canonical Wnt signaling pathway; canonical Wnt signaling pathway. Gene Ontology annotation, cellular component: plasma membrane. The record is from RefSeq and is a predicted model, not a curated record. NCBI's taxonomy places the organism in Eukaryota, Metazoa, Chordata, Actinopteri, Perciformes, Serranidae. Bases 204 to 1838 code for a protein of 544 amino acids. Gene Ontology annotation, molecular function: Wnt-protein binding; Wnt receptor activity. The transcript has a single exon.
GUUGUGGAAAAGAAAAAAGUCAGCCAGCAGUGUUCAAUACGGAGACCCAGCACUCAGACAGCAGCGUUCAGGUCUUCAUCGCUAGAGUUCUUCACUUUUGUAAGUUAUUUACUCUCGAGACCUGCUUACAGGACUGAUGAGACACACUAAACAAGUUUAAAGUUGGUGAAUCGGACGAAAGUUGCUGCCUUAAACUCGGGAAGAUGAGUUUUUGCAAGACCUGGUGUGUUACACUCCUGCUGCCUCUGCUGAUAUCAGGCCAGUAUCAAGGGGACAACGGCAUAGUUGUCCCGGAGCAUGGAUUUUGUCAGCCAAUUUCAAUCCCUCUGUGCACGGACAUAGCCUACAACCAAACCAUCAUGCCAAACUUAGUGGGCCAUUACAACCAGGAGGACGCAGGGCUCGAGGUGCACCAGUUCUACCCACUUGUAAAGGUACAGUGCUCUCCGGAGCUGAAAUUUUUCCUGUGCUCCAUGUAUGCGCCUGUGUGCACAGUGUUGGAGAAGGCCAUUCCUCCCUGCAGGUCAAUCUGUGAGCGAGCCAAGCAGGGCUGCGAGGCACUCAUGAACAAGUUCGGCUUUCAGUGGCCGGACCGCCUGCGCUGCGAGAACUUCCCUGUGCUGGGAGACGGACAGAUCUGUGUGGGCCAAAACGACUCCUCCGCCGCCACCGUCCCACCCAUCAUACCUCAUGGGACCGAGGACCUCUCUAUGGUCCCCGCACAGGGCAGGUUUUUCCGAUGCCCGUCUGUUCUGAAAGUACCACCAUAUCUGAAUUAUAAGUUCCUAGAGGAAAAGGACUGUGCAGCUCCCUGUGAGCCCCAUAGGAGGGGUGGGAACUUGUUUUUUACUGAAAAAGAGAUUCAUUUCUCCCGUAUAUGGAUUCUGGUCUGGUCUGUGCUUUGUUGUGCAUCUACAUUAUUCACAGUGACCACCUAUUUAGUUGACAUGCAGCGGUUCAGAUACCCUGAGCGACCCAUCAUCUUCCUAUCCGGCUGCUACACUAUGGUCUCCAUUGCCUACAUAGCUGGCUACUUCCUGGGAGACAAAGUGGUGUGCAAUGACAGCUUCACUCCAGAUAGCUACAAAACCAUCGUCCAAGGCACCAAAAAGGAAGGUUGCACCAUCCUCUUCAUGAUGCUCUACUUCUUCAGCAUGGCCAGCUCCAUCUGGUGGGUCAUCCUGUCUCUCACCUGGUUCCUGGCAGCAGGUAUGAAGUGGGGUCAUGAGGCUAUUGAGGCCAACUCGCAGUACUUUCACCUGGCAGCCUGGGCAGUGCCAGCCGUCAAGACCAUCAGCAUCCUGGCCAUCGGGCAGAUUGAGGGUGAUGUGCUCAGUGGCGUCUGCUACGUCAGCCUCAGCAGCCUGGACCCUCUGCGAGGCUUCGUGUUGGCCCCUCUCUUCAUUUACCUCUUCAUCGGUACCUCUUUCUUGCUGGCCGGCUUUGUGUCGCUUUUCCGAAUCCGCACCAUCAUGAAGCACGAUGGCACCAAGACAGAGAAGCUGGAGCGGCUGAUGGUGAGGAUCGGGGUGUUCAGCGUGCUCUACACAGUCCCUGCCACCAUUGUUAUUGCCUGCGUCUUCUACGAGCAGGCCUUCCGCCCCCACUGGGAGCGCAGCUGGGUCAGCCAUAACUGCAUGGGCAUGGCCAUCCCCUGCCCCCAGCACACUGUGCCCCGUAUGACUCCAGACUUCACUGUCUACAUGAUCAAAUACCUGAUGACACUGAUAGUGGGUAUCACUUCUGGUUUCUGGAUCUGGUCUGGAAAGACUCUACACUCCUGGCACAAGUUUUACACAAGACUGACAAAUGGCAAACACGGAGAGACCACUGUGUAGAGUAAAGGGACAUCUAAAUGUUGCUGGGACUUCUGUGUGUGUUAUUACCUGUUGCUCAUGUGAGUGAGAGGUAAGUAGCACAGUGAGAAGCUAUGGGUUCCUGCAUCAUUUGUAUUUGCCUCAGCUUUAUAGCCACACAUGCAUGCCAAACUUGAGGGUCAGGGUUUGACAAAAGGGCAAGCUGGAUAAACAAGGACUGAGCCUGACUGUCUGAACAAAUAACAAGCAUGGCUAUGGAUGCCAUGUGCUGAAAUGCUCUCCCUCCCCCUCCCGUAAAGCUCAGAGCUCAAGGCGAGAGAUGAUCCAGCAGCCAAGAACACAGAAAGCGAGGGGAAUGAGUUUUUCUCCCUGUAAACAUUUCAUAUGUAAUUAAAUGAAAUUGUAAAUAGUAUUUGUAAAAACAUGAAAUUAUAUAUUUGUAUUUAUAGAAAGUAAAUACUUUUUCUUAUCUGCCAGUGUACCUGCUUUACUCACUUUACUCACUGUAAGAAUGCCACAUAUCGUAAAUGUAGAUGUGCUCCUUUUUUUAUUCAUUGCUGGUUAUGAAUUACGUUGUUUUUUAUGGAUUAAAAGAACAUUUCAAGAAGCUUUUUCGGUUUAGCCCACUGUACUGUCACUCCUUUUAACAAGAAACAUGUGCUAAGACUUACUCCAAAUCAAAUACUCCAUUUUAAAUGCUUAGUUUAAGGGGAAAAGAUGAAUUGAGUGUUUUUCUUAACUCCCUCCCUUUCUUAUGUUCAGAGUUCUGUAGUAACUAAAUAGUAUCUUGAGAACAAGUUACUUUCUUUUACACAAAAGAAUCAGUCACGUUGUUUUCUCAGGGCUCAUGUCACACCUGAACAUCUGUUGCUGACUGGCAGCCAACAGUAAAAGAGAUUAUUGGAAUUCUUAUUGGAAAAUUAGCUCCUUACACAAGACUACAGCCCUCCGGGAAACACAAGGAGUGAGUUUACACUGAGACAAUUAAACACACCUCUCCUGUUAAUCAUCCAAAUUGUCGAUAUAGCCUGAUAUAUUUCACAUCUACAUGUUUUGUGACUGAGAAACCGGUGCCAACCUGUGGGAAUGCCUCCUCACACAUGUACACUAACGUCGCCCUCAAGUGCCAAACAAAACAAGAAACAUUCUCUAGCCUGUUGUUGGAGGAGGGUUAGUUUGAAUCAACAAGAAUCAUCUGGCGAGUGAAGUCUGUGCUGUUGCAUAGGUGUGAAAAUGUCCCCACCGGUCUGUCAUGGCAAAGUGAAAACACGGGUGUUCAGGUUUGCUGUGGUGUUACUGCUCUGGAGCCACUGUUGCUCCGUGCCAAGUUGGAAUCCCCCAAGCCAUGCAAGGCUGAAACAGAACCUUCUCUGCGGUGAUGUCAUGAAGUAGAUGGGUGUGUUGGAGAAAACUGAUCCUCUUGCCUCAGAGCUGAGGCUUUGGGCUAGAAGCAGGCGUUUGAGAGUUGCACGCACAUAAAGCU